UGUUCACUAAUUUUCUGUUCGAAUCUCGAAUUAUUAUCAAUUAUCAUGCUUUGUACGACAGACUUUUAUCAAUUAUCUGCCACGUAUAAAUGUGCUCCCGUUAUCGAAUCGGACCUCUGUCUGAGAAAAUGCUAUUUCGCGUUAUGAUGGUUAUAGUUCUACUUAAGUAUAUCAUGGCUAUGCACUGUAUCAAUGUAUAUUGAAGUUGAAGAAAACGAGCAUUUGUCUAGUCCAAUUCUGAUUGGCCAAAGCUGAAUGAGAUUUCUCUUAAAAUGAAUCUUGCAAUAUAUGGCACGCGACAUACAAUCGAUGUAGGUGCCGGUGUAAAUCUAAAAGACAAUAUUUUCUCCCAAAUAAUAAUCAAUAUGUACAAUGUGUAUUAUGUUUGGUUAGACUACUAUAAAAAUUACAAGUGAAAUCAGACACACACACGUAGUGUCUAUAUUUGGCUUUACACAUUAAACUCGCCGAAACACGUAAGUAUUGUCUAUAUGUAUUUAGUAUGGGGUACCCGGGCUACUUAGCCUUAGUAUAAUCCCGAACUAGUCUCGUCGGCUAUCAAAGCCCAUGCUUCCAUUUAAAUAUUAUAAAGAAAUCUGAAUAUGUAAUUAACGAAAAUGUAUUGUGUGACUGUACAGUAGUAUGUACCUAAUAUCAAUGAUGUUUUAAGUCCGAAUUCCGAAUUAAAUGUCACGCAGCACAGGUAAGAUAUUAUAUGUGUAUUGCGCUAAAGAUCUCGCAAACAGACGAACGUGACGGAGUCGUUUAUUUACAAUAAGUAUUAAUAUAUUCGUAGACUUCAUGCAGAACUACGGAGGACCGGGCGGCUAUCCACCACCAGGGGGCCCUGGGGGUUAUCCUCCGCCAGGUGGCCAAGGAUAUCCUCCAGGUGGUCAAGGAUAUCCGCCAGGUGGCCAGGGAUUCCCUCCAGCGGGAGGCGGUGGUUAUCCACAGCCAGGUGGUCCAGGAUUCCCGACGGCAGGGGGCGCUGGUUACCCGGGAGUAGGUGCUGGAGCCCCACCUGGAGGAGCAUACGGCCAGCCGGGUUAUCCCCAUUCUGGAUACCCUGGCAUGCAACCAGGAGGAAUGCCACAUGGAGGAAUGCCACAUGGAGGUAUGCCACAUGGAGGUAUGCAGCAUGGAGGGGUGGCACCGGGAGGAAUGCAAUACCAGACAGGCAUGCCCUAUCAAGGAAUGCCACAAGGAAUGCAAGGAAUGCAAGGAAUGCCACAGCAAAUGGGAGCAAUGUAUGGUGGCCCGCCAAUACAGAACCCGCCGAUACCGUUCGAGACUCAGAUACAGGGUGGCCUAGCUAUCGGGAGAAGCAUUGUUGUCAGCGGCAUGGCAAUCUCGGGCGGCAGCGGUAACUUUGCAAUUAAUUUCCAAGAGGACCCGUCUGGUGAAAACAUCGCGCUUCAUUUUAACCCUCGCAUCAAUGUUGGAGCGGAGAGCAAUGUUACCGUCCUCAACACAAAGUCGGCCGGAAGUUGGGGACAGGAAGACAGGGGCGCCCCCUACUUCCCCUUUGGAAUAAAUCAACAGUUUGAAAUACGUUUCAUCGUGGAUCAAGAUAGAUUCCGGAUUUUCUCCAACAACAAACCAUUCUGCGACUAUCCUCACCGAAUUCAUCCGCCACAAAAGUUUGGCUUUAUUCACAUAAACGGGGACGUACAGAUACAUCAAAUCAGACUCGAGUAGAGAAAGGACGAAUAAGAAACACGGAUGUUUAUGAUACCAAUACACCUAUAACUAUCAACCUAUUUAACGUCUUCAAUACAUUGAAUAUCACAUCAUUACAUCUAAACUGGUGAAGUGUUCUUAUCCAAGUUUCUAAUAAACAAACUGUAUAAAGACCAAUAGUCAACCAUAGCCCGUUUGUAUUAUAGAAAUAUAACAAAGUCGAAUUUGUGUAAAUAUUUUCUUUUAUAUUGAAUAAUAACGAAAUCGAAUGUUAUGUAUUUCUUAUACAAAGUGCUUUUAUCAAAAAUUGUAAUAAAAUAUUCCCCAGA
Messenger RNA from Pecten maximus, 2009 nucleotides. Its product is annotated as galectin-3-like. The record is from RefSeq and is a predicted model, not a curated record. Gene Ontology annotation, molecular function: carbohydrate binding. The transcript is spliced from 5 exons. Bases 802 to 1698 code for a protein of 298 amino acids. NCBI's taxonomy places the organism in Eukaryota, Metazoa, Mollusca, Bivalvia, Pectinida, Pectinidae.